Messenger RNA from Styela clava, 1844 nucleotides. Its product is annotated as monocarboxylate transporter 3-like. Gene Ontology annotation, cellular component: basolateral plasma membrane. Gene Ontology annotation, molecular function: monocarboxylic acid transmembrane transporter activity. The record is from RefSeq and is a predicted model, not a curated record. Gene Ontology annotation, biological process: monocarboxylic acid transport; transmembrane transport. NCBI's taxonomy places the organism in Eukaryota, Metazoa, Chordata, Ascidiacea, Stolidobranchia, Styelidae.
AUACGAAUGAAUGAAUCAAUUGAUCAUAAUUGGUCAACGAAUAAAAUAUAUAUAAAAAUAGCGGGAGUUAAUCAUUAAACAAGCUUUCGUCACCGGUCCGAUUUAAAGGAAUGCAAGCAAUCGAUUAGUUUAGUUCUUCACAUGUACGUGCAUAUUCGUUUCGUCAGUCUGCCUGUCCAGUAAAGCCAAAAUAUGACGUUAAUUGUAAAGACAGUAGGUGAAAAGGUCUUGUAUCACAAUUCCCCGGAUGGGGGCUGGGCUUGGGUUGUUCUCGUCUCUGCCUUCUUCCUUCAAGGGAUGGUGAUUGCAUGGAUUCGAAGCUUAGGACUUUUUUACAAUGAUUUUAUGGAAUCGUACGAUGCAACAAACAGUCAGACAUCAUUUAUAACUUCUAUGGCCGCGGCGAUGAUGGGACUAGCAGCUCCCAUCGCAGGUAUAUUAAUGAGAAAGUUUGGAGGCAGAAAAGUUAUAUUGGCAUCGGGUGUGCUGUGUUGUCUUGGACUUCUGCUGACAGGAUUUGGCAGUGGUAUAUGGACCGCUUACUUGGGUGUUGGCAUAAUCUGGGGAAUUGGAUUCAGUUGGUCAUACUCCUCCACAAUUGCCCAAUUAAACAUAUAUUUCUGUCGAUGGAGAGGAAUUGCUAACGGAAUCGCAGCUACUGGAAGUUCAGUAGGUUCGAUGCUCAUUCCCAUUCUUGCGCAGUAUCUUAUUUUUACGUACGGGUGGAGAGGGGCUUUAAUAGUUUUCGCCGGCAUUGAAUUGAAUAUUUGUGUGUUCGCGUCUCUGGUAAGACCUAUUAGUGCGGUCACAGCAAAGCAGAUGCCGAAAUAUAGAAAUUUACAAUAUGCUGAUAAAGCUACAAAUCUCGAUGAAAUCCAGGCAAUGACUGUUUCACUGGAAGUUCUGGAUUACAUUCAAAAAGCAGAAGAGCAAAAGAUAGUGGAUGUAAACAAAUCCAAAUGUGCCCGAGUGUUGAAAUUUUUAAAUGACUAUUGGCUCCUGAUGCUUCUUGCAUGUGCGGAAUUUGGAAUAGGACUUUGUGUCUAUUACCCAAUCACUUUUAUUGUGCCGUUCGCAAAAGAUUUGGGAUGUACUGAUGAACAAGCAGUGUUACUCCUGUCCAUGACAGCAAUCGGAGAUGCAAUAUGCAGACCACUUAGCGGGUUCUUGCUUUCUUGCUAUCAAAAUAUGGAAAGAAAAAUUUUAUUUAUAAUUGGAUUUAUUUUCUUGGCUAAAGCUGGAAUAUGUGCAAUGGUACUUUUUGCGACCGGUUUCGAGAGUCUUUUAACUUUUUCAAUAUGUUAUGGUUGUCUGUUCGGGAUGUUUGUUACCACAAAGUCGACAGCGAUUCCAGCACUCUUUGGAAUAGAAAAUGUAGUGAAAAUCAUUGGCCCGAUGUUGUUGAUAAGUGGAGUGGCAGCCGCCAUAAGUGGGCCUCUUGCGGGACAUCUGGUAGACAUCUACAAAACGUACAAAGCUGCUUAUUUCUAUUCAAUGGGAUGCUCCAUAUUGACUUUUCUCAUACUCCUAAUUAGCGGAAUAUGUGUACAAAAACUCGGUGCAGUCCUUCCAGAACACAGAUCAUUAAGGGCAAAGUGACACUGAUAUUCACGCACAAAUGUGCGCGUAUUUUACUAAUGAAAGUUUACGCCAUUCUCCAAACCAAUCAGAAUUUAUUUUAUGAGCACGAGAAUAGAGAACCAUAUUGAGUCAACAGCCUAUGCUUAUUGACGCACUAUUUGCACUUGACACGAGAUAUAUAUAUUGUCUCACUGAGACAUUCAACUUGUUAUUAACAAUUCCUCUCGUAAUCGUGUCUAAUAAAAAGUUUUUACACAUGAAAA